CCGGCCACAACGACUCACUCCAGUCACUCUUCCUAUUUUACUUUAUUCACUCGGCUGAUCUGCUCCUUAACAGGAUUCAAAAGAUUAAAAUUGGUGUGAUCUCCACUAAUUCUACAGCUACAAGAACCAUUGCCAAUCGAUAUUUAUUACAAUCCCCUCCCCAGCUCAAAUAAGUCACUAGUAGAGACAUAAAAGAAAUUUGGACUUGCUGCCGAAAUCCUUAGAAAUAAAAUGGUGCUUCACAAUCCCAACAACUGGCACUGGGUGAACAAGGAUGCCUCUGCGUGGACCAAAGAAUAUUUGGAAACAGCACUUACUACCAUCUCCGCAGAGGAAGAUGGAGUGACUGCUCAGAUAAAGAAGGUUGUCAGCGUCGAUGGCGAUGUAGACGUCAGCCAGCGGAAAGGCAAGGUUAUCACAUUAUUUGAUAUUAAACUACAAUUAGAAUAUGAAGGUAAGACGAGCGACGACGAGGACGUCAGCGGCUCAAUCAAUAUCCCUGAGGUUGCGCAUGAUACCGAGGAAGACGAGUAUGUCUUUGAUAUUGGCAUCUACUCCGAAUCUGCCUCGAAGCAGCCGGUGAAAGACCUUGUCCGCUCUAAACUCGUUCCUAAAAUUCGCAAGGAAUUGGCAAAAUUAGCCCCUGCUUUGAUCGCCGAGCAUGGAAAGGAUAUUCAACAUGCCCCUGGCUCCAACCCUUCAAGCGGCUUUGCGACACCAAAGAACCAGCUCCCCCAGAGCAGCGCCCAAACUCCAAGAACUUCCACUCCCAGCACUACAACCACUCGCGCCUCCUCCAAUGUUAAUACUGUCACUGUCACCGCUUCAGACGAAUUCCGCACUACCGCAGAAGAGCUCUACACAACCUUCACGGACCCCCAGCGCAUUGCUGCCUUCACCCGGGCUGCUCCUCGGCGAUUUGACGGUGCAAAUGUUGGCGGUAAAUUCGCAAUUUUUGACGGCAAUGUCGAUGGCGAGUAUAUAAAGCUGGAGUCUCCUACCUUAAUUACCCAGAAAUGGCGGCUUGCGCAAUGGCCCGAGGGACACUACAGCAUGCAAGAGAUUAAAUUUGAUCAGAAUGAUGUUGACCGAGUCACCACCAUGCGUGUGAAGUGGGAUGGCGUUCCAGUCGGACAGGAGGACGUCGUCAAGCGAAACUGGGAAGGAUACUAUGUGCGGAGCAUUAAGCAGACAUUUGGGUUUGGCACGAUUCUCUGAUCUACACUGAACUUCAUAGAAAUGUCAAAAAUAAAAAACUUUCUAUGUUCGGUUAUUUCUUUUCAAAAUUAGCAAACCUGACUACGAAAAUAGCAUGAAACGAGAAAAAUGACUGGUUCAAUGAAGAAGGGGUGGGCGAAGAAGUUGAUAUCAAUCUCACAUUAUCAAACAAAAGAGAAAAACGCAACCAUGGCCGAUAACCGAUGAGAACAGGAGGAGAUCGAAUUGAAAUAUCCAUAUGUUGAAACACAAUUACGGUCGUUUCCCUUCCCGCCUACCAUAUAUUUGUUGUUAGUAUGGACUAAUCGCCCAGAGUAUUAAUUGGAGGUGUUAGACAACCUGCCGAAAUAAAUUUUGACAGCCGUUAGAAGCUCGAAUUCAUUGCUAACAACAAUCAAUAAUUAAGUAAUUUUACAUUAUGGAUUAUUCCUUCUGCAUUUUCGUGAGCGUUGCAAGGUUGGGUUUUCUUUUUGCAUUUCCAUUUCUGAGGUGGGGCUGUGUGCUAUAUUCCCUUCUAUCGACUCCUUCAUAUAUAUAUAAUCUACCUUCAAAAUUACAUGCUAUUCCAGGUUAAA
This is a messenger RNA of Histoplasma capsulatum G186AR, 1793 nucleotides long. Its product is annotated as Aha1 domain family. Lineage: Eukaryota; Fungi; Ascomycota; Eurotiomycetes; Onygenales; Ajellomycetaceae. Gene Ontology annotation, cellular component: cytosol. The transcript has 5 exons. The record is from RefSeq and is a predicted model, not a curated record. Gene Ontology annotation, molecular function: ATPase activator activity; protein-folding chaperone binding. The coding region runs from base 232 to 1218 and encodes 328 amino acids. Gene Ontology annotation, biological process: protein folding; positive regulation of ATP-dependent activity.